Molecule: messenger RNA, 370 nt
Organism: Anoplopoma fimbria (sablefish)
Lineage: Eukaryota; Metazoa; Chordata; Actinopteri; Perciformes; Anoplopomatidae
Gene: mlana
Product: melan-A
Exons: 4
Coding region: 5-370 (121 amino acids)
Cellular component (GO): melanosome
Source: RefSeq, a predicted model, not a curated record
CUUGAUGCCGUGUAAUCGUACAGACAGGAUGCCUCGUGGAGACUUCAACAUUUAUUUUGCUACCAGCAGAAGAGGACAUGUCAGAGCUGAGGAGGCAGUGGGUAUAGUUCUGCUGGUGGUUAUUCUGGCCGCUCUCUUCAUCGUGGGCUGCUGGUACCUCAAGAAGAGGGGUGGCUACAAAAUAAUCAGGAGCCCUAGAUCAGGGUCACCAAGUCACACAGGAGGCCAGUACUCAGAGGCAGGACCUUCAGCAGAUAACAAGAUGGCUCUUGCCGACUUUGGUAGCUUCCGACCUAUGGUUCCUAAUGCUCCUCCCGCCUAUGAAAAGAUUUCCUCUGGGCCGCUGCCUCCUCCUCCCUAUUCCCCCUAA